Molecule: messenger RNA, 999 nt
Organism: Closterium sp. Naga37s-1
Lineage: Eukaryota; Viridiplantae; Streptophyta; Zygnematophyceae; Desmidiales; Closteriaceae
Source: the annotation of a GenBank genome assembly
AUGGUGAGCCUUCGGCAGAUGUUUUCGUCGAAGAAGUCACAGGCGCUGCUCGUGCUGCUGCCCGAUGGCUCAAUGAAGAUGUACACCAAGAAGAUGACCGUUAAAGACUUACUCCUCGAGUUUCCCGCCUUCACCGUCGCGCUCGACCCCGCGCCCGCGCCCGCGCUCGACGACGAAACCGUUCUCGCCGCCGGCGGUACCUAUUAUCUUAAUCCUUUAGACGGCGAACCGCCCGAUGCAGACGCCGCGGGUAACGAGCGCCCAGCCCUUCCGCCGCGGAGCGCAAGCUGCGACCAGGGCGGCGGGUCGGCGGGGCAGCAGGCCGCGCGGGAAGUGGGGGGAGUGCCUUCGCGGACCGUUUCCGCCGCCGCUGCUCUCGCGCGCGUGGAUGUCGCCCCGGAGGAAGCCGCUGCGCCGGCGUCGGAAACCGCUUCUCCGUCAGCGCGCGCAAAGCCGAAGGAAACGGACAGCUAUGCUGACGUGGAUGACGAGCUGCUCGCGUACCUGGAUAUGGGCGACACGCCAGCAGCGCCACCCGCCCCUCCCGCUACGCGCCACAUCACCAAAUUCGGACAAGAGGACGCGUCGCUCUUUUCCGACACCGGCAGCUCCCGCGGGGGUAGUGCGCGGGGUUCCCCUGCUGUCGGGGGAAAUUCCCCUUCUGGUUUCGGCGGGCCUGUGCUCUCGGGUAUGAACGCUCUGGGCGGGUCGGUUGGUGGGGGUUCACCAAUGGGUGGCGUAAUGGCGCGGAGAUCGAUGGGCAUGGAGUAUGGCAGUAAUAUGAUGGGGGGAGCUUCUGCUGCUGCUGCUGCGGUGGCGGCGGCGGCUGCGAGUGGCAACAUGGGCAUGGGGGGAGGGCAAUACAGAAGGCCAGGGCCAAAGAUGAUGGGAGUGAUGGGUGGGGUAGCGCUUGAGUCUCCUGCCACGCAUCUAGAUCGCAACGACAGCUAUUCGAGUGCUGGGUCAGGGGGAGGUUCAGGAACGUUCACCGUGUGGUGA